UUAAAUGGUUGGCAAAAGUAAAAAGAAACGCAAUAGCAAAGAUUCCACAUCCAGUAAUGCUGGCAGUGGAGAGGGUGAGGAGAAAAAGAAGAAAGAGGGCGGCGGAGGUGGUAAGAAAAAAGGAGGCGUGGGCAAGUCCAUUGGAUGUGAUAUUUUUAACGAUGCUGCCAUGGAAAAUGCCUACUAUGUGUGCCAUAAUGUUCAGGACGUCUUAAAAUCACGUGGCUUUGCUUGGCCAGAUGGCCAAAAGAAGAAAAAGAAGGGGAAACGUUAAAUUAAUGAAAAUUUAAAUAAUUUGCCAAUUAUUUUUUUACUUUUCAUGUUAAACUACAAACAAUCCAGAGAUUCCAAAAAAGGAAACUUGACUUUUAUAGUAAUAAAAACCUACGCAGUCUUUUUUUUUGUUUUAGCCAGAAAAUAUUCUGUUUAAACAUAACUUCAUCCGAAAAUUCUAG
Messenger RNA from Drosophila willistoni, 455 nucleotides. Its product is annotated as small lysine-rich protein 1. Bases 5 to 274 code for a protein of 89 amino acids. Lineage: Eukaryota; Metazoa; Arthropoda; Insecta; Diptera; Drosophilidae. The transcript has 2 exons. The record is from RefSeq and is a predicted model, not a curated record.